CUUCCUUCUUCCCUAUUCACCUCCCUGAACUUUUCUCAAGAAAUAGCUUAAAUGCUAAGCUACCCCUGCCUCCUAGCCUGAAGAGAAAUCAAGCUUCGAAAUCUCUUCUACUUGUGACACAGAAAGAGGGGAAGAAAACAACCAUGACUUCCACAAACACCCAGAUCAUCUCUUAUUCUCCUUCUUCUUCUUCUAAACCAACCCAUCAAUUCACUUAUGAAGUCUUCUUGAGUUUCAGAGGAGAAGACACCCGCCAUGGUUUCACAGAUCAUCUUUAUGAGGCUUUGAUUUCCAGUGGAAUUCGCACCUUUAGAGAUGAUGAAGAACUGGAGAGAGGAGGAGUAAUUGCAUCUGACCUGCUGAAAGCUAUUGAAGAAUCAAAGAUUUUUGUGAUCAUUUUUUCGGAAAACUAUGCUGCCUCUAGGUGGUGUCUAGAUGAACUCGUGAAGAUCAGUGAGUGUGGGGCAACCGAGGGGCGACUGAUUCUGCCAAUUUUCUAUCAUGUGGAUCCAUCCCAUGUGCGGAAGCAAAGCGGGAGUUAUGAAAAGGCAUUUGUUGAUCACGAAAAGGAAGCAGAUGAGGAGAAAAGGGAGAAGAUUCAAAAGUGGAGAAGUGCCUUGGCAAAAGUUGGCAAUCUUGCUGGAUAUGAUCUACAAAAAUAUCAGGAACGAAAGCAGUUGAAGCGAUAUUUCUAGACAUGCGUACAUCAAGAGAGAUCUCAUUUACUACUGAAGCUUUCAAAAGGAUGGAGAGACUUAGAUUAUUAAAAAUUUACUGGAGUUGGGGUUUUCUUGAUUAUAUGGGAAAACGGUGUCAAAAGCUCCUCCUUCCUGAAGACUUUCAAUUUCCUUCAUAUUAUUUAAGAUAUCUUC
This is a messenger RNA of Vitis riparia (riverbank grape), 872 nucleotides long. RefSeq names its product disease resistance protein RUN1-like. The transcript is spliced from 2 exons. The record is from RefSeq and is a predicted model, not a curated record. NCBI's taxonomy places the organism in Eukaryota, Viridiplantae, Streptophyta, Magnoliopsida, Vitales, Vitaceae. The coding region runs from base 144 to 695 and encodes 183 amino acids. Gene Ontology annotation, biological process: signal transduction.